AUGUUGUUUCAGUGGAAGCACAACUACGGCUUCGUGAUUGGUCCACCACUGGAGCCGGGCAAGACGUAUCGUUUCCGCGUGAGAGCCGUCUCCCCGAACAGUGGCGCGGACGCGAUUCCGCCGUCGGGCUGGUCGGACUCCGUGAGCACCCACCACAUCAGCAACGCGCCACCGCCCAGGAUCACCUCUGUCCAGCCCUAUCACGACGGGCGCUUCAAUGUGACGUGGGAGUACGACGGUGAUGGAAAGAACCUGAAGUGGGCCAACGAGUCCGCGUCGUUUGAGCCUUUUGUGCCCGACUUCUUCCUUAUCCUCGUGAGGCCCGUCCUCAAGAACGACGCCAAGCCUGGAGACGAGGGCGCCGGCAAAGCCGACAACGUCGUCAAGUUCGGACGAUACAGGGCGACGCAAGUCAACGGGUCGGAUGCCAAGGCAAGUCAAAGAAAGGCGUUCCUUGCUCCCCAAGAGGGCUUCAUCUACAACCUGAACACGUCAGUCAGUUAUCAGCUGGUGGUGUACGGUGUGAAGUAUGAAAACGGCGUUCGUCGCAUAACACGCUUCUCCGAGGCGAAAUUCGCCACCCUUCCUGAGGUUCCGGGCUUCGGCAGCUUUAGCCUAAUUCGUGCCGUGACAGAGAACAAGCCGAUUUUCAUAGGGUUGGGUGCUUUGGCUCUGAUCAUCUUCAUCAUCAUCAUGAUCCUCGUGGUUAUGUGUGUCGCGAGGCAGCGCAAGGACCGUCGCAGGAGGCGCGCCAAGCACAAUGGUUUCGUGGCAGGUCACAGUGAAACCGACAAGUACCAGUCGCAGCAGACUAACCAGAGGGGCGACGAUCUGCGUCCCUCCUCGCCCUCCGUCAAGGCCGCGCAGGGAGCAGCGGGUCAGGCGAUGAUGAUGGGCACGCUCAUGCGACAGUCCAACUUCUCCGAAACCGACGCCCAACGCUUCCAACAGCAGCAGCACCAACAACAACAGCAGCAGCAGUUUGCUCACCAGCAGAUGGCGAUGAUGGAUCCGUCGCUGCACUUUGGUUACUACGGGCAACAGCCACAGCCGCACCACCACCAGUCGCACCACUCGCUGCUCCUCUCUCCGACCGGCGGGAUGGCCAGCCCGAUGUUCCACAGCAGCACCCUGCCCGGUGGACCAGCGAGGUACAGCGGGUCGACGAUGCGGGCGACGCCACACCCGCCGCCCUUCGGCAGCCAACAGGUCCUCAAUCAAGGCGGUGGUGGGGGCGGAGGAGGAGGCGACCAGAGUGAGCAGGCCAUUCUCAUGCGCGACUUCUACAACCAACAGUACCAACAACAGCGCCUGUACCAACAGACCCUUCAGCAACAGGUCAUGGGCCAGCAACCCUUCAUGUACGCGACAAACAAUCCGGCAGCCUACCUGCCCCCACAACACCCCGGCGACACGAUGUCUCGCCGCCAGAGCCAGGGCUACCCCUACGGCGGCAGCACCCACUCCGGGACCUCACUGAAGCGCGACGGCUUGCCCACUAACGGCAGUGGAUCGAUGCACGAGGAUGCGACCCUGCUCGCACGCAGCCCGAUGAGUCCGCACGUGCAGAUGCUGAACGAGCCCGCGGGUUCGCCGGUUUCCGGGCUGCCCCCACCGGGCUACUUCCAGCAGGCUGGCAGUCAACAGGCCCUCCACAUGCAAGGCGUUGGCGGCGCUGCCGGCUACCCUCUGAGCCCCAGUCAACAGAUGUCCAUGUACCAGCAACACCAGCAGUCUCUAAUGAUGGCCGGCUCUCCCCAGAUGGGCGGUGUUCCAUUCUACCCCGGACAACCUCCGCCACCCGACCCCGCUCUUAUGAGACACCACAGCAUGGGCCAUCACACGGACGGUGAGUCCAUCUACUCAUACUUCUCUCAGCAGGACGUCUGCCAUCCGCAGUCGCACGCCCACCUCAAUCCUCUGCCAGAGGAGAAUCACAUGAACCUAGGCUACACGGAGUCGGGGAGCCAGACGGCGGGUCUCAACGGAGGUGGCGGCGGCGGUGGGGGGACGUUGACGGGCAACAGCGUGACCGGCAGCCCAGUUGGCACUGGCGCCAGCGGUCACCGCCACCACCGCAGACGUCGUAGGAAGCAGCAGCAACAGCAGCAGACCCCGCAACAGCGGCAACUCGGCGCGGGCGAAGGCGCCGAAGGCAUGCCUAGUGACGGCUACCAGUACGGCGAUCAACAACAGCAACAGUACCCCGGUUACAACGACCACAUGAUGAUGGCGAUGAUGGACGAGCAAGGUCAAGGCAGGAGCUACGUGGUGAACGGACGACCUCCGAACACCCUCAGUGGAAGCCCACCUUCAGCUGCAGGGUUGGAGCAGAGUAUGAAUGGCGUCGGUGAAAACAGCCAGAUUGACAACCCACGUUCUGGAAACCAGUCUUUCGAUCAGAGCACUCCCUCAUUUGGCACGUCGCCGGCGGUGGGAGCACGACCAGGCGGGGGGCCACUGCCACCGCCCAGUCAGCCUCCCCCUCCUCCACCCGCACCCCAGAUGGGGGGACACCAAGGCGGGUACUUCCAGCCCCCCCCAAGUCAGAUGAUGAUGAUGGACAGUCUGAAUCGCCGCGGCGGAUCGCUGUCGGGCUCGGGUCUGCUGGUGGGACCGCCUCCGCGGAUUCGUGACUACUCCGAGUACGGCAUCCCCACGGGCAUUCCCACGAACAACGGCGGUGGCGGUGGUUGCACGGAGACACCCAAACCCGGCAUGAUGAUGGCCAUGAACGCCGCGCCUGCCCCCUCAGUGAGCAACAAGCAGGCACAGGCGCAACACCAGCAACAACAGGCGUACAACGGAGGAAUGGUCCAGUCAACGCCAACCAGCACUCGGUACCGCGAGGGACAGGCAUGA
This is a messenger RNA of Mesocestoides corti, 2862 nucleotides long. The record is from the annotation of a GenBank genome assembly. Lineage: Eukaryota; Metazoa; Platyhelminthes; Cestoda; Cyclophyllidea; Mesocestoididae.